This is a messenger RNA of Populus trichocarpa (black cottonwood), 2878 nucleotides long. Its product is annotated as phosphatidylinositol/phosphatidylcholine transfer protein SFH8. Bases 308 to 2227 code for a protein of 639 amino acids. The transcript has 14 exons. The record is from RefSeq and is a predicted model, not a curated record. Lineage: Eukaryota; Viridiplantae; Streptophyta; Magnoliopsida; Malpighiales; Salicaceae.
CCUUUCCACCUUCCACUCUUCUUCAGUUAAAAUAUUAAACUUGAAUUUGCUUCACAAAUAAUUAUUAUUUAUUACCACUAUCUUGUUUUCUUCGGUUUAUCAAUUUCCAAAUCGUAACUCUCCUUCUCCUUCCGUUACGACUACUUUUUUCCUCUACAAGCAUAAGCAGCAGCAAGGAGUCCAUGAAAGAUCAUAAAGAUACUUAAUUUCGUCAAAAUCAGAUCCAAAUAAGCGAUUCAACAGUUGCAGUUCUUAAUCGAAUUGGUUUUUGAUUUCUUUUUGUAAUCUUGAUCUCUAAAUUAUCGUCAUGUCGAGUCCGUUGGAUCUCUUAGCUCGGCCUUGCUUUGAGGGAUUCUCUAGUAAUGAUGAGAAAAGGGAGCGGAAAUCGGAUUUUGAUAACUCGGAGGAAGAUAGGAAGACUAGAAUCGGGAGUUUGAAAAAGAAAGCCAUAAAGGCAUCUAGUAAAUUCAGGCGUUCUCUCAAGAAGAGCAAGAAAAACAAUGGCGGCAGUGGAGGUGUUGGUGGAGGGGUUUCUGCUGCAAUUGAGGAUGUUCGAGAUGUCGAGGAGCUUCGGCUUGUAGAUGCAUUUAAACAGGCACUUAUUUCGGAGGAUUUGCUUCCUCCCAGGCAUGAUGAUUAUCACAUGUUAUUGAGGUUCUUAAAAGCAAGGAAGUUUGAUGUCGAGAAAGCAAAACAGAUGUGGGCCAACAUGCUACAGUGGAGGAAAGAUUUCGGUACUGACACUAUUUUGGAGGAUUUUGAGUUCAGUGAGUUGAAAGAAGUUCGAAAGUACUACCCUCAGGGUUAUCAUGGUGUAGAUAAGGAUGGCAGACCUGUUUACAUCGAAAGACUAGGAAAAGUUGAUUCCAGCAAACUUAUGGAAGUGAUCACUUUAGAAAGAUAUUUGAGAUAUCAUGUGCAGGAGUUUGAAAGGACUUUUGCGAUUAAGUUUCCAGCUUGCACCAUUGCUGCAAAGAGACACAUUGAUUCAAGUACAACUAUUUUGGAUGUGCAAGGAAUUGGUUUGAAAAACUUCACCAAGUCUGCACGAGAACUCAUCAUUCAGCUUCAGAAGAUUGAUGGUGACAACUAUCCUGAGACACUUUGCAGAAUGUAUGUCAUUAACGCUGGUCCCGGUUUUAAGCUGCUUUGGAGAACAGUGAGAUCUUUUAUUGAUUCCCACACAGCUUCCAAGAUUCAUGUUCUUGGUAACAAGUACCAGAACAAGUUACUUGAAAUAAUAGACUCAAGUGAGUUGCCCGAGUUUCUUGGGGGUAGCUGUACUUGUGCUGAUCAGGGAGGUUGUAUGAGAUCCGAUAGGGGGCCAUGGAAAGAUCCAAACAUUUUAAAGAUGGUUCAUAGUGGCGAAGCACUAUAUUCCAGACAAAUAGUAACUAUUUCAAAUAGUGGGGGCAGGGUAAUUGCUCUUGAUAAGCCAUUCUAUCCAGUGAAGGUAAAAACAAGUGAUACAUCCACUGCAGAGUCAGGAUCCGAAGUGGAAGAUGUUGUCUCUCCUAAGCCAACCGGGAGCUAUUUGCUGCCAAGGCUGGCUCCUGUCUCUGAAGAAGCCAUGCUUGGAUGUUUUAUACAGGCCAGGAUGGCUGGUAGGAUGAGUACUGCCAGUGUCUCUGAAUAUGACGAAUACAUACCUAUGAUUGACAAGACGGUGGAUGCUGAAUUUCAAGAUUUAUGUACUUCCAGAGGCACACCUUCUCCGUUAAGUGUAGAGAAGACUUCCGAAGGGAUCCCUGCUCGUGUCUGGGCUUUGCUUGUGGCCUUCUUCAUAACCUUUCUUGCCUUCUUUCGUUCAAUGGCAUUUUGGAAUACUAAGAAACACCCAGCAUCUGAUUCUGCCAGUGACAUUACUGACCUGACUUUUGAAACAGCACCAAAGGAGGAAUUCAGACCCCCUUCUCCUGCUCCAGGGUUUACAGAGGCAGACCUUCUUUCAUCUGUCAUGAAAAGGCUGGGUGAACUUGAGGAGAAGGUUGGUACAUUACAGACAAAGCCUUUUCAGAUGCCUUGUGAAAAGGAGGAGCUGCUUAAUGCUGCAGUUUAUCGUGUGGAUGCAUUAGAAGCAGAGCUAAUUGCAACGAAAAAGGCUUUGCACGAAGCUUUGAUCAGGCUAGAAGAACUUCUUGCGUAUGUAGAUGGUCGCGAACAAGCAAGUUUUCAGAAAAAGAAGUUUUGCUGGUCAAGAGGUUUCUGUACAGGAGGAAUAUAUUAGUGUGGUCUUGAUACCACUCCAUCAAUUUCCAUAAUUAAUCUUCCAGAUACAUAUAAGGUACUAUUCCAAUUUACAUUGGUUGAGAAUUUGGUGUCCAUAAAAAAAAAAGGAGGGCGGGAGUAGUUGCUCCUGUGGUAGUUUGUCUUCUCGAGAGAAGAUGAUUCUUGUCAGGAAGUUCCUUGUGUGUGGAGGUAUAGCACUUGGAUGAUGUACAUUGAAUAAACAGAGGAGGAGACCCAAUAAAUUUGUGGCUUUAAUUGGCAUGUUGGUGUUCCCAUGCCCCAUGGGCUCGGGCUUGGCUUUCACUGCAGACUAAAAAGAGAGAGAACCGAAAAAAUAAAAGAAGAGAGAAGCGUUUUCGUUGCAUUGUCCAUUCUAUAUGAAAUUGGAAUGCAAGCCCGACAGAAUUUAUCAUGAGAAGUUGACUUUUUGUCUAUCUGCACCAAGAGGCAAGGAAGAUACCAUUAUCUCGUUAAGUUGGCAUGAUGUCGUUUUUUCCUUGUAAAUAGAUAAUCCCGAAAGUCAUUUUGUAUAGAGUGGGCAGUGAAAAGGAUGCGAACAUUUACCAAGAGGAAGUAUAAACUGUGAAAAUAAACCGAUCCCGUGCUUUGAAUUUGUGGCUGCUAUAUUAUAUUUUAGAGGCUUGGUUAA